AUGGCGAUCACGAUCCACAGGGCGUUGCUAGUAGCGACGGUCGUUUUAGCGACGGUAAUACGAAACUCCGUCGUCGUCGUCGACGCGAGGGAGAUUCAGAUUAGCAACCAGGUAAGCCUCAAGAUGGCCGUGAUAGUGCACUGCGCGUCCAAAGACAGCGACCUCGGCGCCCAUCUCCUCGGCUACAAUGAUACGGUCAGUUGGUACUUCGAGCCGAACCUUUUCGGAGGGACGUUGUUUUGGUGCAACGCGGCGUUUCGAGAUGGUCGUCUUUCCUUUGUGGCUUACGAUCAGGAGAGCGAUCUAACUCAGUUACAGUACUGGGUUGUCGAUGAAAAAGGGGCUUAUGGGAGGCGGAGCAGCAGUGGGCCCUAUGCACGUUUUGUGGCCCAGUGGAUGCGAGUUUGGGUCCCCGGCCCGUAG
This is a messenger RNA of Linum tenue, 423 nucleotides long. The record is from the annotation of a GenBank genome assembly. Lineage: Eukaryota; Viridiplantae; Streptophyta; Magnoliopsida; Malpighiales; Linaceae.